AUGACAACACUACUUGUAAGAAAAUUAUGCAUUAUAUCACAAUAUGGCCUAUUCGAGAAAAGAAAUUUUGUGGUUCAAGAUCAUCAAAAUAUGCAAUCUAAUUCGCAUCAUCGUCAACAGCUAAAAAAUAAACAACCUCACAUUUCAAAACAACCUCAUCACCAUCAACAACCAACACCUCUCAUUCCUGACUUCGUAUCUCAAGACGGUAGCAACGACAACAAUAAUGAUAGAAAUCCAAAUUUAUUAUUGAGAAAAAGUAAAUCAAUAAAAGUAAAUAGGGAUAAUCGUGGCGGAAAUAGAUCAAGGACAAAUAAUCUUAUUAAUAAUUCUCAUCAUCGUAAAUCAAAAUCUUUAACCGGCCUACUUGAAUCAUUAAAUGAUUAUAAUACCAAGGAUAAUAAUCGUAAUAACAAUUACAAUAGCAAAUUGUCAUCUUCACCGCCUUCCAAAAAUCCGGAGGCUCUUUUCAUACGUGAUGUGUUGUCAUUUGCAACUGCGUCAAAUCUUUUGUUAUCAAAUUCCAACGACAAUAACAAUUUUGAUAAUAUGAAUAAAAAUAACCAAUUAAAUAAUAAUAAUAAUAAUGUUAAAAAUAUUAAUACUAAAACUAUUAAAUAUGACGAAGCUUCUUCUUCAGAUGGUGAUUCGAGCCCAUUAGCCACAAUAAAAUCUAAUUUAUUGAGUAAUCAAAAUUCAUCAAACGAUUCCUCUGAUUCAUCAUCUACUGACAAUUAUGAUUCUUCAGAUGAAGAACAAAAACAUGAUAAUCUCCUUAAUAAUAAUAAUAGCAAUAACGAAGUAGAAGAAGAAGAUGAUGAUAGCGAUAUAGAAAGUCCGUUUGUGGCUACAAGAACUUUAAUGAGAAAUCCCAAAUCUCCAACUGUAAAAAUUCAAAAUGAUUAUUUGUCACGUGAAAAUAGAAAUGAUAAUGGUGGCCGAGAUUGUUUCUCCGAUGAUAAUAACAAUGGAAGGUUAUACCCUGAUCUUAAUAUUGAUUCGAUUAGAAGAAGAAAAAAAAGAGGAGAAGAUCAUUUAAGGUUACGAGAAUGUUUUUCAGAUGAUAAUGGGAGAACUUCAUCUAGAUAUAGAGAUAAUCGUUUAAAGUUGAAUAAAUUAAGCCAUUUGGAAGGUGAUAAUCGGAGAAUUAAAGAAAAAAACAUUGAACAACAACAACAUGACAACCAUCGAAGAAAGCCAAUCAAGUCUCGUAGCAAUGAAAAGGAUCAAGGACAUGAUAAAAUUACCUUAACGAAAGAUAAAGAACAUCAUCAAUCACAAAGACCGCAAACUACAAAAAUUCAGAAUGAAGAAAAAAGUCAUGAUAAAUCAAAAAUUGGAGAUGAACAUACAAGAAAAAAAUCUAAAGAACGAUCUAAAUCUAGAAAUAGAGAGAAAAAAUCUCUUAUUGAUAAUAUAUUUACGCGUCGCGAAAAGACAAAACUUAUUGAAUCAUCAUCUACUGUAAAAGAAUCUUCAAAAACUGAAGUGAGCCAAUUCAAGGAUAUGCAGUUAACAAAUGAGACUACUGCAUUGGGCGUUCUUACUAAAUUUCGAAGUGAAAAUACAAUCACAAACGCAGAUGCAUGGACAUUAUUUGAAAUCAAUAACGAAUAUGGACUAGAACGUCCAUUCAGAGAUUGGGAAUGUGUUGCAAGAGUAAUCCAGUAUUGGGAAGUCGAGAAAUCCAAUGCAUUAGUUAUAAAGAAAUAUGCCCAUAGAAAUACAUUGUCAUUAAAGGGAUUUACUGAAUCAAGCUCUCCAACGAAACAGGGUUGGUUAAAUUUAGAAGGUAAAAAAGGUAAAUGGCAAAAAAGGUAUUUCAAUAUUAGAGAUGGUUCUAUAUAUCACAGUAAAGAUUUAAAGGGAACAAAUGAAACAUUCCUUUGUGCAUUGACAAGUUUUGAUGUGUACACAACAUUACCAAAGUUUAAUACAAAAGCUCCUACAAAAUUCAUAUUUGUCAUAAAGUCUCAGGAUAAAAUUACAAUGUUUGAAAACCCUGAAGAUGAUUAUAUGCAUGUAUUAUGUGCAAAUAAUUUGGAAGAAAUGCAAGAAUGGAUUUUACGUAUAAGAACUUCAAGGAAUUAUCUUAUGCGUGAAGAAAGUCCUGCAACGUUUUCUGGAAUAAAUGAAAAAAAGAUUAAACCAACGAUUAAUCUUGCGGUAACAGAUGAUAUGUCAAGACCAUUUGCUAGUGGAUCAUUGUUAGAUUAUAACGAAAAAAACCCACCAUUGAAACAAACAGAACCUGAAAAUAAGUCGUUCUUCAAAGGAUCUUUAUUGGCCACAAGUGAUUCAUUGUUUGAACAGGCCAAAGAAAGAGAAAAGGUCCGGCGUGUAGUCGGAGGAAGUGGUUAUGUAAAAGAUGCAAUUUCUGGUACCACUUUGGUUAAUAUUGGUGAUUCUUUACAUUUCCAAAAAGGCUCUUUAUUGAGUGGUAGAAAACAUGAUAAUCCUGAGAAUACUGUCUCAUCACCAUCAACAACAAAUUUACAAGGAGGGCACCAUUAUAUUCAACUUGAAGAAAAUGUACGAUUCAACAAAGAAUUUUAG
Molecule: messenger RNA, 2556 nt
Organism: Entrophospora sp. SA101
Lineage: Eukaryota; Fungi; Glomeromycota; Glomeromycetes; Entrophosporales; Entrophosporaceae
Source: the annotation of a GenBank genome assembly